Molecule: messenger RNA, 2047 nt
Organism: Linepithema humile (Argentine ant)
Lineage: Eukaryota; Metazoa; Arthropoda; Insecta; Hymenoptera; Formicidae
Gene: Gbeta5
Product: guanine nucleotide-binding protein subunit beta-5
Biological process (GO): G protein-coupled receptor signaling pathway; G protein-coupled dopamine receptor signaling pathway
Cellular component (GO): cytoplasm; heterotrimeric G-protein complex
Molecular function (GO): signaling receptor complex adaptor activity; protein binding
Source: RefSeq, a predicted model, not a curated record
AUAGAUAUCAACAUUAAACAUUUUCGCGUUUUCAUAGUUAUGUAUAGUGAACAGCCAUACAGGCCGUAGUAUAUGGGCGGACUGCGAAAUGCAGAAGGGUGUAAAAGCGUCAUUGCACCGGCGCCGAGCACUUGGUUAUUUCGCUUCGCGUCAAUUCGUCGUAUCGAUUAUCCUCGUUUACCGCGUGUGACGAGCCGCUUUCACUUAAAAACAAACGUAUAAUAAACGAAUAAAGGCGAAGAUUACAUGGAAAGAACUUUGACGUAUAAAAUGGUGUUGGCACUUGCCAGAAUAUUACAAUUUUUUUGUUUCGUUUGACUUGGGAGAAUGAAGUUCCGAAUUUAGCGAAUUGUUUAUAAUUCUAAUCAAGUAACAAUUAACUGCCUUUGGCUGUGAUUGACAAAUCAGUUAUUUAUAACGAGGGAAUUGUCAUAAAAAAUGCAUAUAUAUUUCAUAUCAGAGUUGGUGCAUAUAUAUGUAUGUAUACAACUUUGGCAAUUCCAACGAUUCUGACAGUGUAUGGAGAACAAUUUGUUUGUGAAACUUCUCUAUCUUGUAUCAAAAAGUUGUCCAGUGUUGAACAAGUAAAGGCAACAUGGAUUCUGCAACAGAACUGGAACAUAUAGAGAAACUGGCAAAAGAAGCUGAAUGCUUGAAAAUACGUUUGGAAGAUGAACGACAAAAGUUGAAUGAUAUCACACUUGCCAGUAUAGCGGAUAGGCUUGAAUCAAUUAAUUGUAUAAAUGUAAAACCCAGACGUAUUCUAAAAGGACAUCAAGCCAAAGUUCUAUGUUCAGACUGGUCUCCUGACAAGCGUCAUAUUGUUUCUUCUUCACAAGAUGGAAGAAUGAUUAUAUGGGAUGCCUUUACAACAAAUAAAGAACAUGCCGUUAGUAUGCCAACUAGAUGGGUAAUGGCAUGUGCUUAUGGUCCCAGUGGCACCUUGGUUGCAUGCGGAGGUCUGGAUAAUAAAGUUACAGUGUAUCCACUGAGUCUGGAGGACGAUGUCUCAGCUCAUAAGAAAACUGUUGGCACACAUACAUCAUACAUGUCCUGUUGUGCUUUUCCUAAUAGUGAUCAGCAAAUUUUAACAGGCAGCGGAGAUAGCACAUGUGGUUUGUGGGAUGUAGAGAGCGGGCAAUUGUUACAGAGUUUUCAAGGGCAUUCCAGUGAUGUUAUGUCCAUUGAUUUGGCGCCGAGUGAAACUGGAAACAUAUUUGUAUCAGGUGGUUGUGACAAAAUGGUUUUGAUUUGGGAUAUGCGCAGUGGUCAGUGUGUGCAAAGCUUUGAGGGACAUCAGUCCGACGUUAAUUCAGUAAGAUUUCAUCCAGGCGGCGACGCGAUAGCAACAGGUUCAGACGAUGCUACUUGUCGUUUAUUCGAUUUACGUGCUGAUAGGGAAGUUGCAGUAUACGCAAAAGAGAGUAUAAUAUUUGGAGCAAACGCAGUUGAUCUCAGUGUAAGCGGACGUUUGCUUUUCGCCGGAUAUAACGAUUACACGGUAAACGUAUGGGAUACUUUAAAGUGUCAGCGAGUAGCAUUAUUGUACGGGCAUGAAAAUCGAGUUUCAUGUCUAAGGGUUUCUCCGGAUGGUACUGCCGUAUCUACUGGAAGUUGGGACUCAACUUUGCGAGUUUGGGCUUAGCUUCGUAAUUAUUACUAUUAUCUUAAACAUGUUGAAAUACCAAAUAUUCUUGCUAUGCAGCACAUAGUUAAUAUUUCCUCAUUUUAUUCUAUUUAUUUAAAUUCUCGCCUCUUUUCUCGUGUACUUUUUAUUCAUAUUUUAUUCACGUUUUCAUCAUACUAAAUAUGUAUGAUGUAUAUAUACAUAUAUAUAUACAUUAACUGUUGUGCAUUUAAUAGCAAACAUGUUAUGUCAUAUGCAAAAUAUAAUCAGUAAUACAUAAUUAUGGUAAUGUGAUAAAAUUAAUGAAGUUGCAUUAGGCUGGUCCUAAUUUACAGAAAAAUUUUCGUAAAUAUAAUUCGUAAAUAUAAUAGUGAAGUCAAAAUAUGUAUGUGACAAAAAAUAAAAAUUUCAUAAAUCCAA